CUGGGGCGUCCCAGCCCCGGAGGAGGGACCCGGAAGCAGAAGCGGAGCCGCGAGUGGAGCCCAGCCGCUGCCCCCGCUGCCCGCCGGUGCCGGGUGGGGGUCCCGGCGGCUGGAUGGGCAGCGGCGGCGCGGGCCGCGGGCGGCGAUGGGCGAGGAGCAGAGCACCGUGAGCGGCGGCGGCGGCGGCGGGCCCCAGGAGGCGCGGGCCCAGGCUGGCGGCGCCGCUGGCCACCGCGAGCCCCCAAGGCCGAGGGGGGACAGCUCGGGGGCUCCCGGGCCGCGCGCCGCCUCCGCCGAGCCGAGCGGUGGCGGCGGCUGCGGAAGGAACUCUGGCUGCGCGGACUCGAACGCCCCGGAGCCCGCGAGGAGCCGGGGAGACCCGCACUGGAGGAACAGCCAAGCAGUGGGGCGGCCCACGGGACUGGCGUUCCCCGGGCUCCUCAACCCGCAGACUUUGCAACUGCAGUUGGAGCAGGAGCAGCAGCAGGAGGAAGCUGGGGACCGAAACGAGGGAGGGGAUGAACAGCAGGAGGCGCCCCCCGGCGAGGAGCUGGAGCCCAGGGGCCGCGCCGGGGCCCCCGACGGACUGCUGCUGGACGUGCUGGGUCAGCGGCGCCCGCCCUCCGCCAGGAAGCAAGUCUUCUGCUCCGUGUACUGCGUGGAGAGCGACCUGCCCGAGGCCCCUGCCACUGAGCAGCUCUCGCCGCCUGAGUCCCCACCUCGGGCUUCGCCAGUGCCGAAGCCCCCCAGCCCCGUCCCCUCCUUCCCCAGCCCCCGGCUGUCCCUGCCGGCAGAGCCCCUGUCCCCCGACGGCGGCAGCAUCGAGCUGGAGUUCUACCUGGCGCCCGAGCCGCUCUCGGUGCCCAGCCUAUUGGGAGCUCCACCCUACCCGGGCCUGGGCGGAGUAGGGGACACCUUUGCGCCCCUCAUGGUGCUGAUGUGCCGGGUGUGCCUGGAAGACAAGCCCAUCAAGCCCCUGCCCUGCUGCAAGAAGGCCGUGUGCGAGGAGUGCCUCAAAGUCUACCUGAGCUCGCAGGUACAACUUGGCCAAGUAGAAAUCAAAUGCCCCAUCACAGAGUGUUUUGAAUUCCUGGAAGAAACAACAGUUGUCUAUAACUUAACACAUGAAGACUCCAUCAAGUAUAAAUACUUCUUGGAACUUGGUCGCAUUGAUUCCAGUACCAAGCCCUGUCCUCAGUGCAAGCACUUUACAACCUUCAAGAAAAAAGGACAUAUUCCCACCCCUUCCAGAUCAGAAAACAAAUACAAAAUCCAGUGCCCCACUUGCCAAUUUGUCUGGUGUUUUAAGUGCCACUCUCCUUGGCAUGAAGGUGUUAACUGCAAGGAGUACAAAAAAGGAGACAAAUUGUUGCGUCAUUGGGCCAGCGAAAUUGAACAUGGACAGAGAAAUGCCCAGAAGUGUCCAAAGUGCAAGAUCCACAUCCAGAGAACUGAAGGAUGUGACCACAUGACCUGUUCACAGUGUAACACUAAUUUUUGUUAUCGAUGUGGGGAGAGAUACCGCCAGCUCCGUUUCUUUGGAGACCACACAUCAAACCUCAGUAUAUUUGGAUGCAAAUAUCGCUACCUCCCAGAGAGACCUCAUUUAAGGAGAUUAGUGCGAGGGUCCGUCUGUGCUGGAAAAUUAUUUGUUGCACCUCUAAUCCUGGUGUUGGGAUUAGCACUAGGGGCCAUAGCGGUUGUAAUCGGUUUAUUUGUAUUUCCUAUCUAUUGCCUUUGUAAAAAACAGAGAAAACGGUCACGGACAGGUAUGCACUGGUGAAGGGCAGAUGCUUCCCUGGCUCAGGAGGUCCAAGUAGGAGCUUGACAGAGUGGUACGGCCAUCUGUGCAUCACAGCCUGAAAAACACUGACAGCAGCCUCCUGCCAUCUUGGUCUCCCAUGGUUCCCUGCAGGCCACAAUGCCUCUAGCUAUGGUGCGCUCCCAACAUGGUAUCCUGUUGUUUCCCUAAACAAAUUGCUGCUUUUCACAGUCACUUUCAUAAACUAUAAACAUCUGUGUCAUAACUCUGACUUUUGUAGUCCUUGGAAGAAAGUAUUUUACUUGAGAACCAGUUAUCCUCAGAAUUGUUCUGAGCACGCCUCUCCUGAGCAUUGCCGCAGACUGUCUUUGACCCCUGCACCUCCCCCCAGGCCACCCUCCAGACUUGGUGUGAACAGCUCAAGUCCUAUCUGUACCAAGAAGCAUUCUGCCACUUUCGGAAGAUAAAAGCUCACCGAAUGCACCUGUUGUCAUCUGUGGCCCAAGCAGUAUAAUUCUUUUAUCCUUCAGAUGCCGUCAUUGCUGAAACUCUCAAUGCCCUAAAGGGAACUAAUGAAACUAAAUUAAUGAGAAGAAUCCUGAGUUACUGAAGUGUAUAUGUGUAGGGGUGUGAAUAUGUGUAUAUAUUAAUAUAGAUUAAAACUAGACCCAGUCACCCUGUAUUUAUCUAUUUCCCUGCCUCUACACUGUUUUUCCACAUUUUCGUAGACCUAUUUAAAGAUGACGGUUCCUUUGUGGGCAUACUUUGGUAAUGUAUUGAAUUAAAGUCAAUGUAGACAACAGGCUAUCCUGAUGUUGACCCUUUCUAUGUCUUGCUGUCUCUGUCACACACACACACACACACACACACACACAAACUUGUCGAUGUUCCCCUCAAGGAAUAUGAAGCUUUGUAAACUGACAAAAUAGGAUGCUUUUAGGAAAUUCUCCAGACCCAAAUGCUGACUCUUUUCCUAUAUUUUGACAUAUGUGAUUCACUUUAUGGAUAAAUUAUUCCACACAGGUUUCUUUAAUACAAAGAACAAGUUUGUUGUAUAGAGAGAACUGCUUAAGCCUUUAAACAAAUCCCUUCUCUGCUAAUAUGUUAACCAACUUGUAAUUACAGAGAAUUGUGCUGGAAGUUAAGGUUUUACAUUAUUUAAUACUCCACCUUUUCCCUUAGUCUCUCUUUCUUUUUAUUUGUCCCAAAGUUUUUCAUAAAAACAAACAUUUUUGAAGGAUUUGUCUUAGGUUGACUGCUCAAAUGCAUAAACUCUAUCUUCUUAUGGAGGGGUAAUUUGAAAACAAAACUUCAUAGAUGUAUCUACAAUAGAAACAGCUUUUGGAAAAGAAAAAAGUGCAGAAAAUAUUUCAGGAAUUUUCUUCUAACCUGAGAAUUCUUUAAAAAUAAGAAAGGACAAGUAUCUACUAAACCAUGAUAUUCUAUUGUUUUCAUCACAAAUGUUCACCAGCAGAGUGAAGAAGCCUCAGUGUCCAGUCAUUUCCAAAUUCUUAAAAUUAGCUGUGAGCCAUAAAUAUAGCACUCAUUUGUCAUCAACCUUGUCUGACUCCAAAUAGAUAAGGUAACAAAACAUGCAUUAACAUGGAUAGUUUGUCUUUGUUGACUCCAGAGCAUAAGGACAUUUUAUCACUUUUGUUUGACCUAAAGAGUACAUGAUAGUGAUGGCUGAAGCCACUCAGUUCGUAUUUCUGAAUAACACAAAAUAGCUCCACUACAGCUUCUGGGCUGCUUGCAUGUUUCAGAUAGAAGAGGGUGUGGCAUCCCUGGCAGUCCUGGGGUAGCAGGAAGCAGAAUGCAAGAUGAGAAGAUGUGAUGUUCUGGUUUCACAGCUCCAUCUUUUCGUUUUCCCUUCCAUGUAUUCCUGAGUGUCUGUCUGAGGUACUCCAGUAUUAAAGCUUAACGAAUGAGAAUUUCUAGCUUAAAUUCAUGUAUUUCUGCCAUAAAAGUGCUUCAUUUUUGCAAAUUCACCUUUCCUGAACUUAGGCAUUAGUUUGGCAAUGUGUGAAUAGGAUGACUUAUAAAUCUAGCAGAUAUCUGCGUGUAUGAUAUAUAUCUACACAUAUGUAUCAUACAUAUGCGUACAUUUGCCAUAUACAUAUAUGCCAGCUGGCAGAGUAAUAUACUCUCUGGUCUUAGAUCAUCUAGUUUCUUAGGUUUUUAUAUCUGUUGUCUUUGGCUUACUCAGGGAUUUUUAUUCCUUUCUUUGAAUAACUUAUCUUUUAGAAGUAUUUUUAUAUAAUUUGGAAAACUUUCCACUAUCCCAGUUACAGCAAUGUCUGUUAUCAGUGAAGACUAUUCACCAGUGCUUGAGAAGUGUGCACUGUGUUACACAAGAUUUUCAUUUUUCUAUGCAUAGAUUUUUUUAAAUUAAUGUAUGCAUUUUUCUCCUAUAAGAUUGCUAUAUUUGGCCUUUCUCUGCUGGUAACUUAAUUAUUAGUGAAUUUUUUUUACUUAGCUUUAUCAGGAUCUUAAAAACAGAAUAAAAUGAAAAGAAGUAUUUAUAUGUCAGUGCCAACUUUGAAGAUAUAACAACAGUAGUAACUUUUGGGAUAAAUUCUAAGAACUAUUUUAGGAAAAGAAGUGUGCACAUAACAUAAAUAUCUUUCUAUCCAAGGCUUCUCAUUUUUAUAUGUUUUUAUUGUAAAUUUAAUAUAUAUUCCUUUAAAAAUAAAACAAUAUACAAUUAUUAAAUACAAAUUUAUCUGUUUACCCCUAAUUUUUUGGGGGGUAGCCACUAUUAAGGUUUUGGUAUAUGUUCUUCCACUUUCUGCAAAUAUACAAUUAAGUGUGUGUGCAUAUGUAUCAAUGUGUGUGUUAGUUUUAUACAAAUAGAAUAAUAAUAUUCUUACUGUGCUGUGACUUCUUCAUUUGGUAGAUACUUUUCAUAAAAGUUUAAAUAAAUUUACCUCAUUCUUUUGUAAAUUACUACAUAAUCCAUUGUGGGGCUAUACUUACACAGUCCCCUGUUGAAUGGACAUCAAGGUCAUUUUAACUGCUCUAUCAGUAACCAGGCAUUAGUGAAGUCCCUUUUGCAUAAGUUUUUAUCACCUUGCAUAAACACUUCCGUAAGUUUUUAAAUUUGGUUUUUAGAAGAUAUGUGUAAUAAAAUUUGUAAUGCAUUUCCAGGAAAUUAGAUCAUAGAAAUAAGGUGUUUGAGAACCUCUUUUUGGAGAAAAUGAAAGAUUGUAUAGGAGUGCAUAAUUUUUGAAGGAAAGUAUAUUUGGAAGGAUAAUUUCCUGCAUGCUUUAUUAGCCAAAUGAGUACCUUGCCAAAACUUUUAUAAGAGGAAAUUAAUCUUUUUUCCAAUAAAAAUAAAAUGUGAUAGGAUAUUUCAGAUAAUGUGAGAAAGAUGAAUUGAUUUGGAUUUGGAGAUGGCCUAUUUUUAAAACUUGAAGUUUUUAAAUGACAAACUCUAGCCAAGUUGAUGAUGCUUGUCACAUUUUUGAAAACACUAUCCAUGUUCAUGCAUGUUACUCCACAUGUUAUGCCAUUGUGAAAAGUAAGAGCAAUGGUUGGCAAAUAUAAACCCCAAAAAUAAGCCAUAAAAAGAUAAAUUAGAUCCUGUAAGUUUUGGUGGAAUGGCACGAAACGUUCAUUUUAUUCUGAAUCCCAGCAGUUCCCUGGGGAUUUCAGUGUGUGCAGUAAGAGGAGAGGUCUCAAACCUUUUCAUGCAAGCAACGUCUUGUAAGCCACCACACUGAUUUUCUGAUAGGUGCUAUUGUAUCUUAAGAGUAGAACAGACAGGAAACAAUCAAAUAUAAUUAAACACCAGUCAGGUUGCAACAUGAUAUCUUUAAUUGUGCAUUCUCUACUAUGGCAUCAAGAUUCAAUGGAACCUGUCAGGAAAUGCCUUGUUGUGUAGCACUCACCAUCUCUUGGGUCCCAUGGCCCCAGGACGCCUGUACUUUUCAAUCCUUCCACCCAAAUGGAUGGCCCGUAUUCUACACACUGUGGUUGUUUCUUCCAGACCCUGGUUCCCCUCCCCAUUUCAUUUUUCUUUAAACCUCUGCUGUUCUAACUAAUCCUCUCACAAAAAGAGACAGGAGGUCUGGCAGGUGCAGAGCAUCAGCACGAUUCCCUGACCUUUGUUAAUUCAGAGUGUAUCUGCCGAAACAUGCUGCCUAUUAAAAUUUUUAAUUAUAAACAAGUUAGUAACCUAAAUAACAUCAGUUGGGAUAAUUUUUUAAAGUACAAAAAAAGAAAAUUAAUACCAAAAGCCAUCUUAGAUUUUAAUUUUGUAAGCAAGAUGCAUAUAUGCCUUAAUGUGAGUCUUCACAUUGAAGUGUAUGCUCAUUCUUCCACAUUUGUGACUAAAACCAGUUUUUGAAAGUAGUUUUUCCUGUGGUUAGCUUUAUUGUUUGAUAUUAAUAUGUUAACAUACAGCCUUAAAGUUCCAUAAUGCACUUUAAAAUACUUGUGCCAUCCAAGUGAUUUAACAAGAGUUAAAGCAAUGGACAUCUAUAUGGACUUCAGUGGAGAGAGAACAGUGUUAGCAAAUACAGAAUACAGUGAUGCACCACUUAAUGACUUCCAUCGAUGCCUGACCGCAUAUGUGAUAAUAGCUGUACCAUAUGGCCCAGGUGCAUGGGAUUGGUAGGCGGUACAAUGUAGGUUUCUGUAGGUAUACUCUGAAGUCACACAACGACAGAAUUGCCCAAUGCCACUUUACUUAGAACAUACCCUUUUGUUAAGCAGCAUAUGACCGCAUGUCAUCUCUAAAUUUAGGGGUAAUCAGUAGCUAAAAAUUUUAAAUACAUAAAACAUACCUGAAAAAAAUAAGUUUCUGAGAUUAUGAUAAUCCUGGAAAUUGGUGAAAAGAAGCUCAAAAAUAGCAACUAAUACUUUAAAAAUGUUACAUAAUAACCUGGUUGGAAUGUUUGUUUAAAAUAUUCAGUUAAUUUCUAUUGCAUAGUUCAUUAAUUCUUUAAAACAGGUCCCCUCAGUAGAGACAUGAAAGUCAAAACUACCACCAGUGACCAGUUUGAGAAAGCUUUGUUUUUCAAAUGAUUACGAUUUAAUUCUGACAUUUUCCUCCUAAAAUGGUAUACAAUUAUAUUUUAUAUAUGUAUCCACAUGCUUACUUUGAUAAAACUGAAAUAAUUUUAUAGAGGUAUUGAAAUAUGGUCUGGAAACUCAGAGUUCCAAAAUUUGGGGAGUAUUUAAGAUUAGGAAAUGUUACCUUUGAGAUAUAAACCGAUGAUAGAAACUUUUAAGAAAGAAAUGUAGUAGGCACUCCUUGGUAACUGUGGUUUUUCAGAGUAAAACUAAUUUAUUUCAAAGCCAAGUAUUGUGUGGAACUUCUAUUUUAUACCACUGUUGUAAGAUUAGAACUUUGACUAUUACAAAUCCAAGAAACAGAGAGCCACAGUAGUGUGAGACUAUCAUACUUGUCUAUCUAGAGAAUGAACUGAAGCCUUAAUAUAUCACAUACCUUACAGAACCCUAGACACAUUGUCCACUUUGGAAGCAUGUAAUUAUGCAUACUAUAAACCAUAUUUUUGCUGAAUAAAUGACUGUUUUGAUGGACAAUAUGGACUUAAAAAGCAAUAAAUUAUUUUUUUAAAUACAUGCAACAUUGCCACUCCUUCCUUUUCUUUUCUUUUUUUUUUUUUUGGACACUUCAUUUUUUUUUGGACACUUCAUUAAGUUUAUUUAACACUGCAUCACUUAGAUUACACACAGUAACUCAGAAAAUGCUGCCUGUUUUUCAGUUCCAUGCCACAUUUUUCUCACUUUGUUCCAUUAAUAUUAAAUUACUGUCUUCCUUGCUUAAAAAGGGAUACCUUCAUACUUCAACAUCAAGUUCAUAUUUUCUCUUAGAUUUCCCAAUUGUCAUGCCUUUUUGCCUCUACAGUCCCCUUCCCAUCUUGGCCAACUGUGGAUAAAUUGCCCCACCGUGUGCUCCUUUGACUCCAGUGAAAUGAAAUUCAGCACUGAAAGGACUCCACAGUUUAGCCCUGGUAAUGAGUAUAAAAUUGACUUAUUUACCUUGGUUUAUUUUAUCUGUAAAUUGAAAUGCAUCAGGAGUUCCUGGAAUAAUUUGAUCUCUUCUUGAUACCUGUUGGAGAAUACUGCCUUGUUCUCUGUCAAAAAGCAUGUCAAAUGAAUGAGAACAUGUUUUUUGGAUUAGAAGGACUAAUAAUACUCUAAAAUCAAGCAUCAGAAGUUGUGUUAUGAAUAUCAUAAGAUCAGUAUUGUGUUUGCACAUGAGUUGAACACAAAGUGUGUGUAGACAUUCACACAGCCUGACCCCAGGUUAUUCAUUUUUCACCCAUAAUGGGUUAUGGCUAUGGUUUAGGGCCUUUGAGCAAAAAGUUCUAUAGCUUGGACUUGCGAGUGGAUUUCCAUAGUGUGACAUUUGUAUAUAAGAUUCAACCAUGGGUUCAUAGCUGAGAACAUUAUUAAACUUUUUCAUAAUCUAAGAUAGAUCAUAUUGAAUGUAACUAUUAGCACUAUCCUAGAGAAACCAUUUGUUCUUUGCAAAUGUUCAACUCUCAUUGAUAUUAUUUAGAUAUAAGCCACACUCAAGAUAUAUUUAGUAAAGGUGUAGUCCAAGGAAGUCAAACUAGGCUAUUGUAGGGCCUCAGAAAUUACUGAAAUAAUAUCAUUUCAGAUCCUUCCUUGUAGCUGGCAAGCUGUGCUGUCUGUUGUUGGUUCUUUGUAAACUUAUUAUGUGUUCACCUCAUGCCCCAUCAAAAGAAAUAUUCUCAACAAUUCAAAUUCUUAAAGAUGACAUUUUCAAUCAUAAUACUGCCUCUUUUAUCAAAAUGUUUUUCUUGUUUCUUUCAAGCAAAUAGUACCUGAAUAUUUGAUACAAAUAUCUAAAUUUUUUCAGUCUAUAGAACAUUACCAUGCUUUAUAUUUCUUUAUAAAAAAAUUCUAGAUAAAGUACCAUGACAUUUUUUUAUCAGAUCACUACAAACCCUUUUACCAAAGGCCUACUUUUUUAAAAAGUUUCAUAUGGGCACCCCUUAAUAGUUUUUAUUAUAUUAUCAUUUUCAUCACAAUUAAAAUUCUGUGGAUGAUAUUAAAAAAAAGGGUAGACCAACUUUAUAUUUCAUAUGAAACCUAGGAACAGUAAUUGAUUUGCAUAUAUGUGGAAAAUACAUAUGCAUGUAUAUAAUAAUACCAUCACCUUAACAAGGACAAUGCUGCACAUUUUAAUAUGAAAGUUAAUGGAUAACCUUGUUGCUUAUGAAAGUAAUUGUCGACAUAAUAAUAAAUAGUAAAUUCUAAAAGAUGACAAAUAAUUUUCGGUAGAAGGAACACAAACUCAGUGGCAUUAAAAUGUUAUUAAGUUAUAUUAACACAUUAUUAAGUCACCAUGAGAAUUUGUACUUUUGUUUCUACUUCAAACACAAUUGAUUAUAAGACAUUUUAGUGAAACAAAUAUAUUUGUAUUGCAAAACUGUGGGACAAUUAAAUUAUUAAUAUUCUCUUUUUCUGGAGUAUAAGAUGGUGAAAAGCAGAUGUUUAAUCUGUUAUUGUAUGUUCAGAAAUUGCAGUUCUAAAGAACAAUUUUUGUCUAUUUAAGGAAAAUAUGGCCCAUAUACAAUAUAUUCUCAAUAAUAGCAAAUGGGAAGAAAUUUCUUAAUUUUAGAGUUAAUAACUUUCACUAACAGUUUAUAUCAAAUCCUGUCCAUUCCACUAUAUUGUAUAUUUUUAGUUUUCUAUAAAAUUUGUAACCUUUUUCCAAGUAAUGUGCAUCAUAAUACUUUUCAUGUUUAAAAUGAGCUCAAUUGAAAUAUUUCUUUGAUUUUUCACUGAUAUCAGAAGAUACUUAUGUAAUUUUGUUUUUCAACUUUUUCUGAAUUUCUGUGGUAAUACAGUUAACUUUGAUAUUGAGAAAACUAUUUGGAAGAAACCAUUUUUAAUAUAUUGUAAGAAAGAGGCAGGUAGAAAUAAAAAACAAUGUUAAUAUUCUUAUGCAGAAAUCUGUGAAAAGAAAAAGAGGAAAACAAAAUAUGCUGAAAUGAAAAUGAAAAUGUUGGAAAAUAGAGUAUUUAAAAGACCAUUUAAUUUCUUACAUUGUUAGAGCAAUCAGCUUCUUAUUUCCAAAUUAUUUCUUGCUGUUGGUGCCACGAAUUGUGCUUUGAACAUAGUAUAUAAUUUCCUCACCACUUGAGUGUUUGUUACUAAUUUACUGAAAAGAAUGGAAGAAACUGGUGAAUAAAAGCCAGGGAAAGUGGGUUGGUUGCCAUUUCCCGAUAGCACUAAUUUGUAUUCCCUUUAACUUUCCAUAUGGUGCUUUGUGUGAUGAGUAUAUAACAGUUAUAUGUUAUUAGUGCCUUAUUUUUUUCACUUGACUUUAUUUCUUAUCUAAAGAGCCAUAUAUAUUUUUUGUGAGUGUUUUUUGGUCCCUCUAUUUAAACUGCUAGUGAGACAGUAUAUCUUUAGGUAUGUAUAUAGGCUGUAUUUGCUACCUUAAUCGACUGUACAAUCUUUAGAACAGCAGACUAGCCGAUGUAUUUUCCUCAAAUUCAUUUUUAAGCCAAAGUACAAAAAUGGAUAUUAAACAACAGAAAUUAAAGCCAUUGAAGUUGGAAUGUGUUUUAAAACGAUGCACAUACAAGAAUGCUGAUUGUCAAACAGGAGUUGGAAUGACUGACUGUGGCUCCAAUUAGGACAAAUUUACUGAAAGCAUUAACAAUAAGAGUGAGUAUAUGGUACUAGAGAAAUCUGACUGAUUCUCUGCAACUUAUCUUUGGCAACAUUUCAUCAGUAGUGUACUCCUAUCCAAAUGCUGGAGACCAUGGUGUUCACUAUUGACAUGUUGUUCUUCAUUCACAGUGGACUUCAUGGACAUCAAGCCAUUUUGUGUAAUAUAUUAUUUUGCUCUUCUGGGUCUGUGCCUUUGUUUUACUUUAUACAAAAUGCUGGUUUUCUUGUGUUCUUUAUGUACCAUAGUAUAUACUUUUCCUGAUGAAUGUAUGAUGAAUCAUUAAAAUAAACCAUGUGCAUAGAAAAGAUAAAAGACACAGGUUGUAUAUGCAAAUAUGUGUAAAUAUUUGACAAAGAAAAAAAAAAAGGAAAAGAAUCUUCCUGCCAACAGAUAGGUCCUGCUGGACAGGACCUGGAAAUUUAAAGAUUUUUUUAAGUGGUGAAAUUUAAAAAUCUAUUACCUCAGUAAUUUUCAGUGGAUAUGUGUUAGUGUACUGCUCGCUCUUAGUAAGUACAGUCUCGCUUGCUGCUGGUGGUUAAAGCAACCCAAGUUUCAUAUCACACAAAUUUUAGGGACAAGUUUUUUUAAAAAUGAAUAUCUUGUGAUAUUUUGGAGUCUAAUUAUGGACUUUCAGUAAUGUCCCUAUGACCUUUUGGUUGUAGUUGGGCCUUUUUUUUUGGUUGGUUACUUUAUAAUGGGAGGGUAAUUUUAUUAUGAGAUCAGAUCUCAUGGAAGAAUAUAAAGACAUUCACUCUACUUGGAUGAAAACUAUAAUGGGAAUCAAACUACUUUGAUUAUCACUGUAUGAGCUGUUGUAUGGAUUACUGUGGAGUACUGUUUACCACAUGAUGUGUGCAAUACAUCAUGCAACAUCAUCUAGCAAUGCCUAAUAAAAUUUUCAAAAGAGAA
This is a messenger RNA of Oryctolagus cuniculus (rabbit), 11354 nucleotides long. RefSeq names its product ring finger protein 217 (gene RNF217). Gene Ontology annotation, biological process: protein ubiquitination. Gene Ontology annotation, molecular function: ubiquitin-protein transferase activity; zinc ion binding. NCBI's taxonomy places the organism in Eukaryota, Metazoa, Chordata, Mammalia, Lagomorpha, Leporidae. The record is from RefSeq and is a predicted model, not a curated record.